AUGGCUCCAAAGACGAUCUUCUUGGUGGGAAGUCCAUUGCCCAGCAGCCUAGAUUGGGAAAAUGAUGAACUUCUGGAUACGGCCCUGUCACCAUUUCACGACUCUGAGAUCCCCGACCAGAACUUGAACCACUGCCCGCAGACAUCAAUUGACCCAGAUGCACCCCCCGAGUCUGUGAAAUGGAGAAUUCUCCAAGCUCUGCCGAGCUGCCAACCAGACCACUUUCAUACUACUACUUUCUAUUACGGGCCAGAAGAUCCAAAAUUUUGGACGACGAAACAACUAGUCACCACUGGCGACAUACUCACAGAUAGAGAUUCGGUUUUAUCAGAUUUCUACAAUCAUUCAUUUGCCGUCCACGAAGCCUCCGAGAUCAAUGCCUCCGAACUCGAAUACAUUGCUCAAGAGAGCGGGACGGCCCCGAACAGCAUGGUCUCCACUAUCAGUUCACAAGGAGAGAACGAAGAGGACGAUGCAGCUGGACAACAAACCUCUUUCAGAAUGAGUGGACCGAUCCGUGACUUGCAGGACAUCCCUACAGCAAAGUUUCUCGAAUCAAUCGUUCCGCAAACCAUGACGGUGAAUCUUAUCGUGGGCAUCAUUGCGAUACAACCACCACGCCGUGUGGUGACACGACAGUGGAAGACCGAACUCGACAUCAUUGAGAUGGUGGUUGGAGACGAAACGAGGACGGGGUUUGGGAUUAACAUUUGGCUUCCUCCGGAGCGGAGCGCAGUGGCUGCCGAGACCAAGCGGAUCGAUCGCCUUGGUCGAUCGCUGGCCAUGCUUCGACCUCAAGAUAUCAUCCUACUUCGGACAGUAGGGUUAAGUUCGUUCCAGAACCGGGUUCAUGGACAAACCUUACGGGGAGGAAUGACCCAAGUUGAUCUUUUACACCGGCGGCCGGUGGACAUGACGGAUGCGGGUGGCUUUCAUGACUUGCUUGUCGAUCAGCCGCUCUUGCUUCAUAAAGCUCGCCGGGUAAGUGAAUGGGUCCUACAAUUUGUGUGUGCAACGGAUGAAGCAGGCGGUCGCCAUUCAGGAAUGUCAACAACACAUGGUCAUCGGCUGCCUCCGGACACGCAGCAAUAA
Messenger RNA from Penicillium manginii, 1092 nucleotides. RefSeq lists its product as uncharacterized. NCBI's taxonomy places the organism in Eukaryota, Fungi, Ascomycota, Eurotiomycetes, Eurotiales, Aspergillaceae. The transcript has a single exon. The record is from RefSeq and is a predicted model, not a curated record. The coding region runs from base 1 to 1092 and encodes 363 amino acids.